Messenger RNA from Triticum turgidum subsp. durum (durum wheat), 1272 nucleotides. The record is from the annotation of a GenBank genome assembly. Lineage: Eukaryota; Viridiplantae; Streptophyta; Magnoliopsida; Poales; Poaceae.
AUGGCUGCACCCUACUCUCCAUCUCCAUCUCCAUCUCCAUCUCCAUCACAUCCCACUGCUGCUGCCCUUGUCCUGCUGCUGCUGCUGCUUCAUGUCGCGCUUCUUGGCAACUGUGCGGCGGCGGCUAACGUGACGUUCCGGCCGGGGGAGGAGCUAAGGAGGUACAGGCGGGUCCAGGCGCUCCUCACAAGGCUCAACAAGCCGUCUCUCCGGACCAUUCAGAGCCCCGACGGCGACCUCAUCGACUGCGUGCCGGCGCACCUGCAGCCGGCGUUCGACCACCCCAGGCUGCGCGGCCAGAGACCACUGGGCCCGCCGGUGCGACCGAGUGGACACCACCGCCGCCCCAAUGACACGGCGGACGCCGGAGUGCAGCUUUGGGCGGUGUCCGGCGUCUCGUGUCCGGAGGGGUCCGUCCCGGUGAGGAGGAUUACGGAGGCCGACGUCCUCCGCGCCAGCUCCGUGAGGAGGUUCGGAAGGGUGCCCACGGCCAGAUUACGGCGUGACACGGUCGCCGGCGGCCACGAGCACGCGGUGGGGUACGUUGCCGGCGACGAGUACUACGGCGGGCGUGCGAGCAUCAACGUGUGGGCGCCCAAGGUGAGCACGCCGACGGAGUUCAGCCUGUCGCAGAUCUGGGUUAUCGGCGGCACCUUCGGCAACGAUCUCAACACCAUCGAGGCCGGAUGGCAGGUGAGCCCGCAGCUGUAUGGGGACAACUCGCCCAGGUUCUUCACUUACUGGACGACGGACGCGUACCAGACGACGGGGUGCUACAACUUGCUGUGCUCAGGGUUCGUGCAGACCAACAGCCGGAUCGCCAUGGGGGCGGCCAUUUCGCCCACCUCGGGCUACAAAGGCGGCCAGUUCGACAUCAGCCUCCUGAUCUGGAAAGACCCCAACCACGGCAACUGGUGGCUGGAGUUCGGGUCGGGGGAGCUGGUGGGUUACUGGCCUAGCUUCUUGUUCAGCCACCUGGCGUCGCACGCGAGCAUGGUGCAGUUCGGUGGCGAGGUGGUGGACACGCGCGCCGAGGGGUCGCACACGGCCACGCAGAUGGGGAGCGGGCACUUCCCCGGGGAGGGCUUCGGCCGCUCCUCCUACUUCCGCAACCUGGAGGUGGUGGACUGGGACAACAGCCUCAUCCCGCUCACCACCUUCCACGUCACCGCCGACCACCCCAACUGCUACGACAUCCAGGGCGGCGUCAACGCCGUCUGGGGGAACUACUUCUACUACGGAGGGCCAGGGAGGAACGUCAGGUGCACCUAG